AUGUCAAGAAGAAUCAACAAUAACAAUAAAAACAACAAAAUAGAAGAGAAUGAUCAACAUUUUGGUUGGGGGUGGAAUGAACAAGGGCAAUUAGGUAUUCAUUCAUUUAGUAAUUUUAAACCUUAUACAGCAUAUGGAUCUCAAAGUACCCAAGUAAAUGCAUGUAUUAAAAAACCAACAUUUUUAAAUAAUCAAGAUGAUUUAUAUAGUAAAUCGGUUGCGAUUGGUUUGGCACAUAGUUUAUUAAUUGAUAGCAAAGGUCAACUUUAUUCUACUGGCAAAGGUGCAAAUGGAAGAACUGGUAUGGGCAACGAAUCAACAAUAUUCAAUUUUAAACCAGUUGUAUUCAACAAUGACGAACUAACCGAGGCGAAUAAGUAUCGAUAUUCAAGUAGCUAUUAUCAACCAAGAUUCUUAAAUAGACCAAUAACAGGAAACCAUACAAAAGUAAUUAAAAUCAGUUGUGGUGGUGCUCACAGUGCAUUCAUUACUGAAAACUUUGAACUAUUUACAUUUGGUAGAAAUGAUAGAGGUCAGCUGGGCCACGGUCUUUUAGAUCAAUUGGUAAUUCCAAAAAAAGUUAAUUACCAACAUUAUGAAUAUGAGGAAUCAAGUAAAUCAAUUAAAGAAAACAAACUAAUCACCGCCAGUAAUGUAGACCUGGUUGCAUGUGGUUUAAACCACACUGUUUUCUCUUUGGUCGAUGGAUGUGUUUACUCUAUGGGUGAUAACAAACAUUUUCAACUAGGUUAUGUCUCGAAAGAAGACGAAGAAAUGGAGUAUAGACCACGUUUAAUUGAAUCCCUAAAUUUACCCAAAAAACAAUUAGAACAACGUUACACCAAUAUAAAAUCGAUUUCUUGUGGCUCAAAUUUUAGUGUUUGUGUAAAACAAGGAAAUAUUUACACCUGGGGUUUAAAUAGUGUUGGUCAAUGUGGCUUCUCACCAAAAGAAACAAAAUCAAUUACCGCACCAAAACUUUUAAUAAUUUAUAACGAUGCUUCAACCUUAUCAAACGAAGAUAAAAAUCAAUCUGGAACCAACAAAAAGAAAAAACCAACCUUUACUUUUACUCAGGUAUCAUGUGGUAAUGACCAUAGUUUAGCACUAACUACUAAUGGUGAGGUAUUUGCAUGGGGUGAAUCCAAACAUGGUCAAAUCGGUUUUGCUACAUCAAUGAGUACAUUAGUCGAUUUUGACACCAGUACACCAAUUAAAGUACGUGAAUCUCUAUCAAACGAAUCGAUUACUCAAAUUGCUGCUGGUGCAUAUCAUUCAAUGGCACUAUCAAGAUCAAAUCAUAUCUACUGCUGGGGUCUAAAUGAUUACUAUCAAGUUGGUGAAGAAAUAGAAUCAAUGGGUCAUCAAAAAAUUAUAUCAACACCCUACCGUAUAAGAGCACCGGUUUCAGAGAAUUCAAAAUUAAAAAGUAAAGAAAGACCUAUUUUACAAAUUGCAGCUGGUGGAAGAUCAUCGAUGGCUAUCAGACGUUUCCUUUUAAACAUUGAAAUCAGACCAACUAACUAUUAUGCAGAUAUUAAAAGAAUUUUUGAAAAAUCCUCAUUUUCAGAUCUAAUAGUCCAAAUAAAAAGAGAUGAUAACACAACAGUCCAAGAAAUUAAGUUCCAUAAAAUAUUUUUGCAAAGAUCAAAACCCUUAUUAGAUUUUCUAAAUGAAAACAAUGUCCAUGUCGAUAGCAACACUCGUUCCUCGGUAAUCCCCAUUCAACAAGCAAAAAGCUUUACAGUCAAAAGCGAUAUCGAAGAUCUUUAUGAAAAUGAUCCAUAUUUAGAAAACUUUAAAGAAAUAGCCACUAUAGAUACAGAUUUAUCACAACACUUAUUCACAAUGGUAAACCAAGAAUUAUUUUCAGAUAUUAAAAUUAAAGUCGAAUACUUUGAUCCAUCAGAAAACAAAACUUUAAAACCAGUUAUAUUCAAUGCCCACAAAUGUAUAUUAGUAAAUAGAUCAGAAAAACUCAAAACAUUAUUAGAAUCUUCAUAUUUCAAAGAAUCAAUUGACAAUAUUAUUACAAUCAAUAACUUUACCGCUGAAACUUAUGAAGUUUAUUUAAAAUAUUUAUAUACUGAUAUUUUAAAUAUAAAUAAUGAAAAUGCAAUCGAACUAUUCCAAUUAAGCCAUCAAGAAUCACAGUAUAGAAUGAAAGAUUUAAUAGAAGAAUAUUUGACAAACUCAUUAGAUCACGAGAAUGUUUCAUUAAUCUUUGAAUUGGCAUUACAGUUAAACGACAAUCAAGUAUCUGCAAGUGGUAACAACUCUUUCUUAAUUGAUAGAUGCAUUUACUUUAUGUCUCAAAAUUUAGACAAAGUUCAAAGUUCUGAAACAUUUAAAUCUUUAUCAGAAAACUCAAAACAAUUUUUACUGUCAAACUCAAUUAAUAUUCAAGAUGAUCAAAAUAUUAAAAGUGAUAAAAGUGUAAAUAAUAAUAGUAAUAGUAAUAAUAGUAAUGAUAGUUGUUGUAAUAGUAAUAAUAAUAAUAAUAAUAAUACAGGAUGUUGCUCAACUAAUACCAACACAGAUAAUAACAAUACAGGAUGUUGCUCAACUGCUCAAGAACCACAACAAUUUAAUAAAGAAACUCUUUGUUAUAGUUGUAAAAUUCUUUAUAGAGAUUUCAAAAUUAUAGAUAAAUCAAAUAUUGCACCAUAUAUUAAAGUGAAUUCAAAACAACUAUUAACAACCACACAACUCGAAGAUAAAAUUAAAGAUUUCUUAUUAAAAGAUUCAGACGAUGAAAACUAA
This is a messenger RNA of Dictyostelium purpureum, 2763 nucleotides long. RefSeq lists its product as uncharacterized. Lineage: Eukaryota; Evosea; Eumycetozoa; Dictyosteliales; Dictyosteliaceae. The record is from RefSeq and is a predicted model, not a curated record. Gene Ontology annotation, molecular function: protein binding. Bases 1 to 2763 code for a protein of 920 amino acids. The transcript is spliced from 3 exons.